Molecule: messenger RNA, 1271 nt
Organism: Sinocyclocheilus grahami
Lineage: Eukaryota; Metazoa; Chordata; Actinopteri; Cypriniformes; Cyprinidae
Gene: irx5b
Product: iroquois homeobox 5b
Exons: 3
Coding region: 147-1271 (374 amino acids)
Biological process (GO): neuron differentiation; regulation of transcription by RNA polymerase II; cell development
Cellular component (GO): nucleus
Molecular function (GO): DNA-binding transcription factor activity, RNA polymerase II-specific; RNA polymerase II cis-regulatory region sequence-specific DNA binding
Source: RefSeq, a predicted model, not a curated record
ACUGGUCAUACAAGCGACCUCGUUUAAUUUCCUAAUAUCGGGAGUUGAUCAGCUUUGAAUCUUUGAUUUCUCCGUCGAUGGCAUGGCACAUAGGAUGCGUGUCCUGUCUCUGGGGCUCGUGAGGAGACUGUAGCAGUAGUCUGGUCAUGGCGUUUCCUCAGGGAUACUUGUACCAGUCCUCGCUCUCUCUCUACUCGUGUCCUCCGUACGGCUCCAGCGCGAUCACCGGACCGCGGACGGAUGAUCUGGGACGGUCCUCCAGCGGAUCUGCUUUCGCCCCGUACGCGUCCACAGCCUUCAGCUCACUCCAGUACAGUCCCGAAUCCACAGCCCCCUUCGCUUCCUAUGGGGGCUCCCCAUAUGACCCUUCUCCAGGCAUGACUGGCUCUAUAGGCUAUCACCCGUACGCCGGUCCCCUGGGCCCGUACCCAUUUGGAGACCCCGCUUACCGGAAGAACACCACACGAGAUGCCACCGCCACCCUGAAGGCCUGGCUCAGCGAACACCGGAAAAACCCUUACCCCACGAAAGGAGAAAAGAUCAUGCUGGCCAUCAUCACCAAGAUGACCCUCACGCAGGUGUCCACCUGGUUCGCCAACGCCCGCAGAAGACUGAAAAAAGAGAAUAAAAUGACUUGGACAUCACGGAACAGGAGUGAGGAUGAAGAUGAGGAGGAUAGUAUUGAUUUAGAGAAAAAUGAUGAGGACGAUGAGCCGCUCAAAACAGCCGAAACAACGCACACGACCAAAGAUUCAGAAAACCGCACGGAAGAUCAAGACGACGACGCGACGGAUAGUGUUAUCAUCGACUGUGGAGAAGAAGAGAACCGGACAGUGUCUGUGUCUCCGGUGCCCACGACCUCCUCUCCCCAAAACGAGCUGAGCGAAGCCAAGAGGCCCCUCAGUGAAAACUGCAAACCCACAUCUGUUCUUCACUCCGCAAACCCGACCCCCAAACCCAAACUGUGGUCUCUGGCCGAAAUUGCUACGUCGGAUAAGGGGAGUGACGAAGCGUCACAGACAUCAGGGGCGUUAUCGCCCGCCGGGUCACCAGCGCAGUGCCCCUUUCCCCCCAGACCCUUAUACUACACAUCUCCUUUCUAUGCGGGCUUCACGAACUAUGGCGCUUUCGGACACCUGAACGGCGCCGGUUCAAACUCCGCGCAUCUGAACGGAAUUAAUCAGGCUGUGUUGCACAGAGCGAGAGACAGCAGGCUGACUCUGGAGAUGUGCAAAGAACUCGCAUUCGAGCACAAGAGGGCGAAUAUUUAG